AGCAAAAUAUCAAAGCAGCAGUGACACCCAAAAACGAAACUGACUUACCCAGUUAACAAAAUCAUCCCGAGAUUCUCAGAUUUUGGGGUUUAGGGUUUUAGCCUUUGAAAUCUCGGCUUUAUACGAUUUCUAGGCUUCCCAAAACAAAAUGUCAGACCUAGACAGGCAAAUAGAGCAGCUAAAGAAGUGUGAGCCUUUGAAAGAAUCCGAAGUGAAAGCUCUUUGCCUUAAAGCCAUGGAAAUCCUCGUUGAAGAAAGUAAUGUUCAAAGAGUCGAUGCCCCUGUUACUAUAUGCGGCGAUAUCCAUGGGCAGUUCUAUGAUAUGAAAGAGCUUUUUAAAGUAGGAGGCGAUUGCCCUAAGACAAAUUAUUUGUUUCUCGGAGAUUUUGUUGAUAGAGGGUUUUACUCGGUGGAAACCUUUCUACUUCUGCUAGCUUUGAAGGUGAGAUAUCCGGAUCGCAUAACACUCAUUAGAGGGAACCAUGAAAGUCGUCAAAUCACACAGGUAUACGGAUUCUAUGAUGAGUGCCUGCGUAAGUACGGCUCGGUGAAUGUUUGGAGAUAUUGUACCGACAUAUUUGAUUAUUUAAGUCUUUCAGCCCUUAUCGAGAACAAAAUUUUUAGCGUCCAUGGUGGCCUCUCUCCUGUAAUAUCAACUUUGGAUCAGAUUCGGAUAAUUGAUCGGAAGCAAGAAGUACCUCAUGAUGGUGCCAUGUGUGAUCUGUUGUGGUCAGACCCAGAGGAGAAUGUCGACGGUUGGGGUUUGAGUCCCCGUGGUGCAGGCUUCCUCUUUGGCGGCAGUGUUGUUACUUCGUUCAACCACGCAAACAAUAUUGACUAUAUAUGCCGUGCGCAUCAGUUGGUUAUGGAAGGGUACAAAUGGAUGUUCAAUAACCAGAUAGUCACAGUCUGGUCCGCUCCCAAUUACUGUUACAGAUGUGGUAACGUUGCUGCAAUUCUUGAGCUGGAUGAGAAUCUUAACAAGCAAUUCCGGGUUUUUGAUGCAGCACCACAGGACUCAAGAGGCACUCCGGCCAAACGACCUGCACCCGAUUACUUUCUAUGAACCAGAUGUGAAAUCCUACCUUUAGUUGUCCGCUCCACUUAAAUCGAUCGAGAGGAUAUAGUCACUUUGUGCAUACAUUCUCCUACGAUAGUAGAAAAAAAUCAACGACAAUGAUGAACAGGAAUUGUGAUGAGAUUGUUUCAAACGGCUUGCCGUUGUUUUUCGAUUGAUAUGUGCUUUUUAUUUUUUUCAAUUGUUGGUAUAGAUGAUUCUUAAACUAGAGAUUGUAUAGGAACAACACAGAGGCUGAAUUGUCAAAACUACAAUUCUUAAAAGGUCUAAUUUUGGUUUUGGUCCC
Molecule: messenger RNA, 1364 nt
Organism: Gossypium raimondii (Peruvian cotton)
Lineage: Eukaryota; Viridiplantae; Streptophyta; Magnoliopsida; Malvales; Malvaceae
Product: serine/threonine-protein phosphatase PP-X isozyme 2
Exons: 8
Coding region: 149-1066 (305 amino acids)
Biological process (GO): double-strand break repair via homologous recombination; peptidyl-serine dephosphorylation
Cellular component (GO): nucleus; cytoplasm
Molecular function (GO): protein serine/threonine phosphatase activity
Source: RefSeq, a predicted model, not a curated record